Miscanthus lutarioriparius is the source of this 672-nucleotide messenger RNA. The record is from the annotation of a GenBank genome assembly. NCBI's taxonomy places the organism in Eukaryota, Viridiplantae, Streptophyta, Magnoliopsida, Poales, Poaceae.
AUGAUCCCUCCCGGCAUCCUCCUGCGCGCCCACCACGGCGCCCUCAUCGACUCCCACGCCGCCGUGUUCCGCCUCAACAACGCCCGCAUCUCAGGCUACGCCGCGCACGUCGGCAGCAAGACCAACUACUCCUUCAUCAACAGCAACAUCCUUCACCUCUGCGCGCGCCGACCCGGCUGCUUCUGCCACCCCUACGGCCACGACGUCCCCAUCCUGCUCUACAUCUGCCAGGCCGCCCAUUUCCUCGACGUCGCCGCCUGCAACGCCACCUCGUCCUCCCGCCACGGCUCCCCCAUCUCCGUCACCGACGCCCGCCUCGACGUCCUCUGCGCGCGCAUCGUCAAGUACUACUCCCUCCGCCGAUUCGUCGCCGAGACCGGCCGCGCGCCCGAGGAGUGGGACCGCGCACACGAUGCCGCCAUGUUCCAUUACUCGUCCGGGAUGCAGGCCAUCAUGGUCGCGGUGGGAGUGUGUGACAGAGUCAGCGUGUUCGGCUUCGGCAAGUCUUCCGACGCCAAGCACCAUUACCAUAGCAACCAAAAGGCGGAGCUAGACCUCCACGACUACGAAGCGGAGUACGCUUUCUACCACGACCUCUCCGAGCAUCCGCAGGUAGUCCCGUUCCUCAAGGAUUCCGGGCUCGCCGUCCCGCCCGUCGUCUUCUACCAUUAG